This is a messenger RNA of Sinocyclocheilus rhinocerous, 3260 nucleotides long. RefSeq names its product NACHT, LRR and PYD domains-containing protein 3-like. The transcript is spliced from 16 exons. Bases 153 to 3260 code for a protein of 1035 amino acids. The record is from RefSeq and is a predicted model, not a curated record. Gene Ontology annotation, cellular component: cytoplasm. NCBI's taxonomy places the organism in Eukaryota, Metazoa, Chordata, Actinopteri, Cypriniformes, Cyprinidae.
AGAUGUUGCUCACUCAAGGUCUCAAUUGAAAUGAAAAGUGAAAGUAUUUUCCUCCUCGGCAUCAUUUCAAGACAAACGCGCAGAACUACACAGCGAUGCUACAGCUGGUCAUUUCAGAUUACAGGAGUGCACAGAUAUACUGAAGACAGCAGAUGGAUGUCUCUAAUUAUGAAGACAAAGGAGGAACUGUGGGGCCUCAUAAUGCUAAGGUCUCUAAAAUCAGUAUCACUGCCCAGAAUAGAAGCAGUAUUUCAGCACCUGUGAUAUUGAACUCAACAGUCACUGGAAAUAUUAACAUUGCUAAUAAUUACUUCACAGGACCUGGAGCUGAAGUCACAGGGCCUGGAACUCAAAUCAUGGAUACAAGCACAUUGAUCACAGAAUACAAGAAGUCCCUGCUGUCCGAGUAUGCCUACAUUACAGAAUACACCUCCCGUGCCGGUGAACAGGUGCUGCUUAAUGAUCGCUACACUGACCCGCUGAUUAUUCAGAAACACAGAGAAAAGAAAGAGCGAGAGACGGAGAUGCGCUCUAGAGGGGAAAGAUUCUUUAACACCAGAGAAACCAACCAGAGAAACCAAAACAUCAGGCUUGAUCAGCUUUUCGGCCCAGAGAAUGGCUCCAAAAAAGUGCCUCGAAAAGCUGUAAUUCUCCAAGGUGAUUCUGGAAGUGGGAAAUCAGUCACUGCGCAAAAGAUCGUUCUGAACUGGGCCUCUGGAGAGCUCUACGCUGGAUUCUUUGAUGUAGCAUUUCAUCUUAGAUGCAAAGAGCUCAACGGUCUCUCUGCUGAGAUGAGCCUGCUGGAUCUCCUAGACUGUAGUUUAACUCCAAAUGAGAUUGGUCAGAUCUUAAAAGACAUACCACAGAGGAUCUUGUUCAUCAUUGAUGGUUUUGAUGAACUCAUGCUUUCUGGAACCAAAGAGUCGCUGCCUCCAAAACCAGACAUCAAAUCCCAUUCACAGGCCAUUGUUUGCUCUCUUCUGAAAGGACGUAUGAUGAGAGAGUCCUUCCUGCUGGUUACUACGAGAUCCACCGCUGUAGACAAACUGGAGAACGUUCUGAAAAAGCCACAGUGCUUUGUGGAGAUCAUGGGAUUUUCCGAGAAAGGAGUGAGUGAAUACUUCCGAAAGUUCUUUGAGGACGAAGAGUUUUCAAGUCAAGUGUACGAGCAGGUGAAGAUACACGAGAUGCUCUACACGGCUUGCUUCAUCCCUGUCAUCUGCUGGAUUAUCUGCACAAUUUUCAAGAGAAAAGGGAAGGAUGGUGUUGUAACUAGCGAGUUGACGACAACCACGUCCAUAUUUGUUGAUUUUGUGCUCACACUCUUGAAACAUCACAGUAGUUUGAAUCAGCAUGACGAGCUCAACCUCCUCAAGGACCUGGGUCAGCUAGCAGAGAGUGGAACACCAAAACGCCAAGUCCUUUUUUCCAGAAACAAUCUUCCAAAGGCAAUCUCAGAUUUACCAAAUAUUCCCUUCCUGUGCACAUUUCACCAGCAAGAGAGAACUUAUCUGAAGGAGAUGUUUGGGUUCUUGCACCUCAGCUUUCAGGAGUUCUUCACCGCUCUCUUCUACAUGUUAACUGACAAGGCAGAGGCGAAAAUAAAAGUCAAGCAGCUACUAGAAUCAGCAGGCAAUGGGAGGCGCAAUGAGCAUCUCUUACCUGUAAUCCGGUUCCUUUUUGGUCUCUCGAACAAGAAAGUGAGCCGUUUAAUCCCAGGAGAACAUCCAAAGUCGACAUCUACCGUUAUUCGCGCACUGCUGGAGAAAUGGAUCAGCAAAGUUAUAGAGAAGAACAUCAUGGAUACAUUUUACAUGAGUGAUUUCAUUCUCCAUUGUCUGUAUGAGCUUCAAGAUAGGGAAAUACUGAAGAACGUCAUGAAGCUGUGGGAACGCUCAGGUAUUAACAUCCACUGGUCUUUGAAGGGGGUCGAUUGUCAGGUUGUGAUGUACUGUCUCCAGUAUUCCUCACGCAUUAUGAGUAUGAAAGUCAAAAGCAAUGCUAAAGAUCUAAAGAUGCUUCACCCUGUGCUUUGUAGGUGUACAACUCUAUGGUUGGGUUUUGAUUCAAUAUCUGACGCUAAUGUUGACCUCCUGACAUCAGCCCUGGGGAGAAGAAAGAACGUGGGCUAUUUGACUAUGGAGGAUGGAGCCCUGUCAGAUGAAAGUGUGCAGAAGAUCCUGAAAACCCUCAGUGGACAAACAUCAGUGGGUAACAUUCGGCUGGUGGUGAGGAGCAUCAGCAACGCCAAUGUCGAUUUAACCAUGAACUUUCUUGUAAAAGAGAAGAUGGGAAGAAGGUUCAGUGUAUGUAUUGCCAGUCAAGCAGAAAACAUAGACAAGAGUCUUUGCUCAGAGUUCACUAUUGCAAGCAAAAACGAUUCCUUCUGGUUUACUGUUGGGCACUCAGAAGGGCAUCAGGGUGAAAUCUCAGAAAAACUUGGUCUUUGUUAUUAUCAGGGUUUUUCAAAAAUAUCCUUUGGUCUUUGUCCUUUCUCUGCAAUAUCCAUGACUGAUUUACUCAAGACAUCACAUAACCUCAGGAGCUUCUCAGACAUGAAAAACACUGAGUUUGAUAUGAAUGUGGAUGCACUGCUGUCUUUCCUAAGUUGUGUUCCUGGUUUAACUGAGGUGGACAUACAAGCUGAGUACCUCACAGAUAUUUGGACUUCUAAAAUUCUGUCCUACCUUCAAGUCAAUCCAAAGAUUUCUCACAUAAAGCUUCAUUUGAGCAAUCUCAUGAUUCGUGAUGAGGAAAGGGUCUGUUCAACAUUUUCAGUCUCUAGAAAGCCAUUUGAAGAGUACAAGAUGCACGUCAGUGAAAGGAAAAAUCCAUCAUUGAGUCUUGUAAUGGACAGAUGGGCUUAUGAUAUAGCAUCUGGUAGCAAUGGAGAGUUGGUACAUUCAUAUCGACUGGACAAACCGGCACUGGUGAAGCUCAGCCUCAGUUUCCCUCCUCUUGAAGGGUCUAGUGCCAGUUGGGAGGUUCUUUUCAAAAGGCUUUACCAACUCAUUCAAUUGACAGAACAAUGCCCAGAGUUGGAUGAGCAUAUGGAUUCUCUGCUGCUGUUCCUUCAUUCUGUUCCCGGUCUGAAGGAAGUAAAAGUUUGGCUAAACAACCUGAUUGAGAGCUGGGCGGCUGGUCUGUUCACCCUCUUCCUGUCUUGUUCCAGCUUACUUCACUUGCAACUGAAUACCGAUAUGUCUGCUGUUAGUGAUGUGGAGAGUCUGGGUAUAAUGAGAGCUGAUGGAGUGAGGUAA